Messenger RNA from Syzygium oleosum, 575 nucleotides. RefSeq names its product aspartate--tRNA ligase 2, cytoplasmic-like. Gene Ontology annotation, molecular function: aspartate-tRNA ligase activity; RNA binding; ATP binding. Lineage: Eukaryota; Viridiplantae; Streptophyta; Magnoliopsida; Myrtales; Myrtaceae. Gene Ontology annotation, biological process: aspartyl-tRNA aminoacylation. The transcript is spliced from 5 exons. Bases 94 to 543 code for a protein of 149 amino acids. The record is from RefSeq and is a predicted model, not a curated record. Gene Ontology annotation, cellular component: aminoacyl-tRNA synthetase multienzyme complex; cytoplasm; cytosol.
UUUGGGUGUGUUUUUGAGAUUGGCCCUAUUUUUAGGGCAGAAAACUCCUUCACACAUAGGCAUUUGUGUGAAUUUACUGGCCUUGAUGUUGAAAUGGAGAUUAAGAAGCACUAUUGUGAGGUAAUGGACAUUGUGGACAAGUUGUUCGUUACAAUGUUCGACUCAUUGAAUGCGAGUUGCAAGAAAGAACUUGAAGCUAUUGGAAGACAAUACCCCUUUGAACCUUUAAAGUACUUGAGAAAGACCUUGUGGCUUACUCUUCAAGAAGAUGUUCAAAUGCUCAAGGUGCUGGAAGCACUCCACUUCAUUAUGCUGCUUGUGGUGGAAGUGUGCAGUGUUGUCAGUGUGCAGUUGUGGACAGUGAACCAAUUUGGAACACCUACGUUGCACCUUUGUUUCUUUACUUCUAUUAGAUUUAUCACUGAAAGUGGACUUCAACAUUUUUCCUCUAUAUUUCAUUUACCUUCGUUGCUUUACUUAAUUAAGAUUGCUUGCUUCACAGUCAUUAUGUAUCCUUUAGAAGCUGAAUAUAUUAACAUUUAAUGUGGACACAAUGUCACUAAUUUUGUGUCUAA